CCUCAUCCGAGCUUCUAUUUCAAGACAAUUGGGAGUAGUAGUAGCCCGUCAAGCUUCAAAUCGUGAGUGCAAUUGGGUUUUAAUUGUGCAACCUCCAGACUGACACUCUUGGUUGCCAGGACAAAUGUUGCCACGCAUUGCCUUGGCCCUUCUCGCUGGCCUAGGCUUCGUUACGGCGGCAAUUGCAGACACAUACUGUAGCACUGACGUCCCCUGUGAGAUCGGCUGCUGUGGCAGAAACAAUGUCUGUGGCCUCGGUCCAGAUUACUGCGCUGAAGACAAGUGUAUCAGUAACUGUGGUGCCAAAGCCGAGUGCAAUCCCGGGCAUUGGGCAGAUAAAUACGUUAAUGCCACCACAUGUCCACUGAAUGUGUGCUGCAGCGACUUUGGCUUUUGUGGAACCACUGAAGAGUUCUGCGGGAACAAAACAGUUACCAGACCGUCGUAUGAUCCCCGAAGCUAUCCCACAGGGUGUCUACUCGCAUAUCUACUUCGCUUUGUAAGUAUCGAUCCGGACACCUUUGAGGUCAUUCCAGCUGUCCAGGGAGAUAAGCAGCUCUAUCCGCAACUGGAGGCCCUCCAGGCCCGGGACCUUGGUCAAGAGCUUUGGCUCUCCAUCGGUGGCUGGGAUUUCUCUGAUGAUGGACAACCAAUGGUCACUACCUUCUCGGACCUUGUAGGCGCCGACACAAAGAAGCAAAAUGUGUUCUUCUCGUCACUGACCAACUUUAUGGCCACCUGGGGCUUUACUGGCGUCGAUAUCGACUGGGAAUAUCCCGCCGCUGAUGACCGGAAUGGCCGAUCCUCGGAUUACAAGAAUUUCCCCAAGUUCAUGUCCAAUUUGAAAAAGGCCAUGUCCAAUUACCAGUUCGGCCUCUCCGUCACACUACCCACCAGCUACUGGUCAGUUGACUGGUUCAACUUUAUGAGCUAUGACCUGCACGGUACAUGGGACAUGGGUAACAAGUGGACCGGGGCCUACCUAGAUGCACAUACCAACUUGACGGAGAUUAAGACCGCCCUUGACCUCCUGUGGCGGAAUGAUAUUAAACCGUCCAAGGUAAACAUGGGAAUGGCUUUCUACGGCCGCAGUGUCACUCUGGCCAGCCCCAUUACGGCCGGGGUCCUCUUCAACAAUGAGAUUAGCCAGAUUAUCAACGAAAAUGAAAUUACCCCGAUCCUUUACAAGGAUGCGGCUGUGAAGACGAUCACCUGGAACAACGACCAAUGGGUGUCGUAUGAUGACGAGGACAUCUGGAAGCUCAAGGCCGAGUUCGCUAAGUCCCAAUGUCUCGGUGGUGUCCUGGUUUGGUCCGUCGAUAAUGAUGACAGCAAUCACACAUACUCCACUGGUCUGGCGGCAGCUCUCGGAAUAAAAUUAACGAACAAUGACAAAAGCCAAGACCAGUACUGUCGCUUCACUAACUGCGGUGAGGUCUGUCCCAGCGGGUUCACUGAAGUCGCUUGGGCCGACAAGAAGAAGGACCUCAUGUUGGACUCAACGACAUGUCCACCAGGCAAAAGCCAGACACAAACACUCUGCUGUCCCACCUCCACAGAGGCCCCAACUUGCCGGUGGCGAGGCUUUCAUAACAAUGAAUGUCAGUGGACUGAAAGCUGCCACGAUGAUCUGACAUGUCCAGCGGGUUAUGCCAAUUUUGUAUCCGGAACGAAUUACAACUACUGCUGCAAAGGUGACACUGGCCCUCCAGAUAUCUUUACCAACUGCGAUUGGCAUGGCCACGGGGUGACUUUUCCGAAUGAAAAGUAUUGCAGCACCAACUGUCCAGCGGGCUCGACCCGCGUUGCCGAGCAGGUAAUCAACACUAUGUGGGGGAAGAAGCAGACAGCAAAUACGGAAGAUUGUUUGUACGGCAAUGAGGCAUAUUGUUGCUCUGGCGCGAAGAACGCGAGCUUCAGCAGCUUUGCCAGGAGAGACCUUAGCUCACCCGAGAAGCCCACAGACCAGGGUACGGUCCUCACGUAUCUGCUGCCUAUCAUGGCGGUAUGGAUUACCUCUCAAUUUCCGCGAGAAGACCUGAGCCGGAUCUGGAAGAAUCGUACCACUGAGUACGGGUACAAGAAUGAGGCCGCCAAUGUCACCACCAUAGAAGCAGGCAUCUACGGCGCUGUGGACAGUUGGACCGGAACUCCACUAUAUAGUCCAAACCCCUUGUUGGUUCAAACUCUUUGCAACAUUGCCGAGUCCUCGAAAGGGAUACAAAGACUGGUCGCCGCUACUGACGUCCUCUGUUUGGAUGGGGAUUAUGAGCCGGCCAGAUCAUCAGCUCUUUCCACGCGAGCUGUGACUGUGUUAAGCAUGGACGAUUGUUCUGCUAACGGCAACCAGCCGACAAUCUCAUUGAUUAUCAAUGGUAUUCUGAACGGUGAACUGAGCCUUCACUAUUUGAGGUGGAUUAAUGCUCAAGGCCGCCAGGGCCACACGCACGGCACUGACCGCUGGAUCGUUUUCCAUCUCCAUAUCCAACUCAAUCGACGGACUUUCUACGAAAGAGCGGACACCUGGGUCCCAGGAGUCACUACGUUGGAUGUCUAUCAUAGCCAGACUAUCACACGGCCUUCGGUCGUCACUCGCGGUCGCCGAGCUGAUUUCCGGGCCCAGUAUCAAUACACAAGCUCGUACGCCAGAGGGAGCUUCAAUAACGGCGACCUGCAGAAUUAUAAUGCACGCAGUGCCGCCAUCGCUUGCCCUAUCAAUGGCAAUCGACGGUGGUAUGUAGGUGUGGGCCGGGCAGAUGCUAUUCGAGAGCUCGAGGCAGGCACUUCGUUGCCCACUGGUUAUGCCGAGUUACUGAAUAGUUUUGGCCUCUGGAUGCACCAACAAGGUAUUUUCUCGGAAAGGAACUUACGCAGAAUAUUUCCGAACCUACCGACGCGUGAUUCCGGCUUUCAAGUUCUAAUCAAUGCCGCGGAUUACUUCCAUCCCGAACCUGGUGCAUUUGACGAGAAUUGGAUGCCAGAUGGCUCUCGGGCGCCACGACUACCACAUAACGACGGUUCCAAAAUGUAUGAGACCGAGUAUGGGGAACUUCUGGCUGAAAUGGUUAAGGCGAAUGAUAAAUGGAUGGUACGACAAUAUAUCGAGAUACAUCCGAAGGCCGGACUGUAUUCCUCCGAAUCACUAGACAUGGACGUAAUUUUUAUCGCUUGCGAGUAUGGAAGUCUCGAUACGCUUCGUGUGCUUCUGGACCAUUAUCACACGCAUAUCGAUUCCCCUGACACAGAAUCACUCGAACAGGGAGGAAUCUCGUUGUUGGGAAUAGCUUGUCGGCUUGCUCAGCUUGACACAGUGCGCUUCCUGUUGGACAGCCAGCCACCGCUGGGGACGGUUGAACCUGGGGAUGGUUUGUGUGAGACAGCACUUCUGUCUGCGGCCACCUCCCUUUCCGAUGUCGGGUUCGAUUGGGAGCGGUGUCAAUUUCCUGAGCGGAGCUGGGUUCGCGACAGUGUUGCACGGAGUGAGGCUUUGAUUCAUCUCCUCCUGGACAGGGGCGCUUCUGCGCGUGAUGCCAGUUAUCAGUUGGUGGCACGUCUGAUUAAUGCAGGGGCUGAUGUACACCGAAGACAAAUGCCCCUGAACCAAAUGAAUAAUUAUGGGGGUUCAGACCUGCCUCGAGAUGUCACCGCUCUUCACCGUGGGGGCCUUUUUUGGAACGCUCCGGGGAUUCGAGCCUUGCUAGACCAUCGAGGCAGCAAUGCUGACAUUGCAGAUAUGGUAUCGAUACGUGAUAGCGAUGGACGACUACCACUGCAUUGGGCUGCUAUGGGACCCGACCCGUUGGCCGAAGACAUGUUACUGGAGAAUGAAGUUCUUCCCCGGAUUGUCGAUACAUUCAAGCUGCUCUUGGAAGGCAAGCAGAGCACCGUUAACAUCCAGGACAACUUGGGACGAACCGCCUUAUUUUACGCAGUCAGUGCUCAUGCCAAGUGCAUCAGCUCGCAUUCCUAUAUCCUGGCCCGUUUUCUAUGCGAACACGGGGCGGAUGCAAGUUUGGCAGACACCGAUGGAAAGACCGUACUCCAUGAAUUGGCUCUGGCCUCCCACGCAGGUGACCCCAUGAAUCCUGCCCUGUUAGAUCUCAUGUUGUCGCAUGGGGCAGGUAUUAAUCAUGCCGAUAUAGAUGGCAGUACUGUCCUACAUUUGAUGGCAAAGAAUCUGCGGCAGGUUAACGCCACUAGCUUUCUGAUCAGCCGGGGCGCGGAUGUCAAUGCCAGAGAUUCACAAGGGAACACGCCACUCCAUACAGCGACGAUGACAGGGGUCUACUUCGCUCGCCUGACUCGAGAAGGGAAAACAGAGCGUACUACACCAGAUGAACGGAUAAAAUUACACGAAGAGGUGAUUGCAAUCUUGUUGGAGGCUGGAGGCAGCAGCUUGAUGGAUCAACCGAAUGCUGCAGGCAAAUCCCCACGACAGCUACUUAAGGAGACCAGGUCCAGGUGGUAUAUGGAUGAGGAGCGUAUGAGACGUAUCAAUGCGGAGCGGGCUUCUUAUCCAGAUUUUUAG
Messenger RNA from Aspergillus pseudotamarii, 4528 nucleotides. RefSeq lists its product as uncharacterized. Gene Ontology annotation, molecular function: chitin binding; chitinase activity; protein binding. The record is from RefSeq and is a predicted model, not a curated record. The transcript has 15 exons. Gene Ontology annotation, biological process: chitin catabolic process; carbohydrate metabolic process. Lineage: Eukaryota; Fungi; Ascomycota; Eurotiomycetes; Eurotiales; Aspergillaceae. Gene Ontology annotation, cellular component: extracellular region. Bases 125 to 4528 code for a protein of 1467 amino acids.